GGGUAGGGCAAAAUUAACACUAUAUUGUAAAAAGCAAGUCUCACCUUGUAUUAAUACACUACAUGCUUUUCCCAUCUUGUAAAUUCAUUUUUUCUAUAUAUUUAUUAAAAUACAUUUAUAUUUCUUGUUUUUUUUUGAACAAAAAGCACAACUUUAUUACCACCUCAAAGAGGCGAAGAGGGAAGAAGCUUGUCUAUCUAUUAAAAAAAAUUGUAUUAUCUGUAAUAUAUCCUUUUUAUUCACGUCGGCGGCGAUGGUGACAGGUGGUGGGUCUCCGUCAGCCGUCGCUAAUUUUGUCUUGACGCCGGAGGAGAAGGAGGUGGCUCCUCCUGCCACUCCUGCUUACAUGUCGAUGGUCGAUCCAUUCCUCGUGGAGGCUCUUCAAAACCCUCGUCAUCGCCUCACCAUUCUUCGCAUGGAGCUCGAUGUUCAGAAGUUUCUGCAAAAUCCAAAUUUGGAGCAGUUUGAGUUUCCACACCUCCCUACUUCAUACCUCCGUCUUGCAGCACACCGAGUUGCUCAGCAUUAUGGACUGCUGACUAUGGUGGACAAUGUUGUUGAUGGCCAGGGAACUCGUAUUAUGGUUAAGAAAAAGGUUGACACUAAAUACCCAAUACUAUGUUUGUCAGAUGUCCCACCUAAACAAUCAGACCUUGACAAAGCGGACCAAAUUAAAAUUGUAUUACGACAAAGGCCUAGCAGUGGUUCAAAAGGACACAGUGGUGAUUCGGGAACCAAAAACAGUGUUGCUAGAACUGUGGAAGAAAGGAAGGAGGAAUAUGACAAGGCAAGGGCACGCAUCUUUAACAGUCCAAACAGUGCUGAAACAGAAGAUUCAUUAGUUCACGGUGGUUCUGAUGAGAAGGACAACAUAGAUGAAAGUGAAUAUAUAAGGAGUUCCGUUCUGGAUUGUGAGAAAAAUCUACACACCAGGGAAAAUAGAUCUUCUUCCAGGGUGGCCAUUUUUAGGGACAGGGAGAAGGAUCUUACUGAUCCCGAUUAUGACCGAAGUUACGAUAGAUAUGUUAGGAGUAUUCCAGCCAAUCCUAGCUUUAAUAUGACACCUCUCGGUGUCCACAAGUUCCAGCUUCCAUAUGUGCAAUAUGAAUCUGCCUUUCAUCUGCCCGGUCAGAUUCCUACGGCUCAUGCUUCAUUAAACUAUAGGAACCCUACACUGAACCCUUACUUUGCGGUGGGAUUAAAUGAAAUGACCAAUGAUGCUGCCAACCUGCAAUGGCAUACUCAGUCAAUGAUGUAUGCACAUUCAUAUGAGCAACUUAGACACACUGGUUUUCAGGUCCCCUUCUGCCAGCAACCUCUAAGUUUUGAUUACUUUCAACACCAUUGUUGACUACCAAGUACUUGGUUCUAUUUCCCAUUAUAUGAGAUUGUCUGUAUCACUAAUUCUGAAUGUGUACUGUUUUGUCAAUCAUUAGUGUUAUGUUAUUUUAGGACACCAUUGUAAAAGACAGAUAAGCUGGUACUGAUCUAUUCUCUUUUGCACUUGUUUUUGGGGUUCUCUGAAAGAAUGUAGUUGAUACUUUUUAUGGUUGAUUAUAUAUGGCACCAGUAUCUCUCUCAUGAAUCAUUUUUUUGCACCUACUAUGUUUCCUAGAGUAUCACUUUUUUUACAUGAGAUACUCAAUAAAUAUUGCGGAGUACAUCCAUCCCAAGAUAAACUUUAAUUUUUUUUAGACUUGCCUUAAAAUAGUCUUUAGACUGCUCCAAUUUUCUAUAAAAAAAUGUUAACCACACACCAUUUACGUACUUUUUAACACUUUUUUAAAAUUAAACUUGGUAAAAAUAAAGUAUCAAGCACCUUCAAGUCUUUGGGACGGGAUUGGAGCGCGCUAUCUACUCAGUCAAGAAGCAGAUUCUCAAAUGACAAAAAUGGUUGCACUACUUGCAUUCUCUUGGUUGAAGAGUGAGGAUUGCAUGGAUGUCCUUAUCGAGAACUGUUUAGCAAAAGCUUAACAAACUUUUGAUAUGACUACCGAAGACUCUGGUUCGUUAUACUUUCUUUUUGGUCGGUUUGUAUUUCUCAUGUUCAACGUGAGUUGAAUGGUGAUGCCUAUGUCUUAACUAAAUGGGCAAAUUCUGAUGUUUGGGGUUAUUAUACCACCCUAAACUUUGCAAGUAAAACUUCUUUUACGGG
This is a messenger RNA of Cuscuta campestris, 2155 nucleotides long. Lineage: Eukaryota; Viridiplantae; Streptophyta; Magnoliopsida; Solanales; Convolvulaceae. The record is from the annotation of a GenBank genome assembly.